Messenger RNA from Diorhabda carinulata, 896 nucleotides. RefSeq lists its product as uncharacterized. NCBI's taxonomy places the organism in Eukaryota, Metazoa, Arthropoda, Insecta, Coleoptera, Chrysomelidae. The record is from RefSeq and is a predicted model, not a curated record. The transcript has 2 exons. The coding region runs from base 347 to 634 and encodes 95 amino acids.
UCGAUCUUAUAAACAGCAAACAAAACAUUAUUAAACAAUUAGUAAAAACCCGAUUGUUAUGAGAAAUGAAAUUAGUUGACUAUUUAUCAGUUUUAACUCCGGACUAUAUCAAAAUAGUGUUUGUGUUUCAAAGAACAAUGGCAUGCAUUUGAUUUUACUUUUCAUAAUCAGUUGACUUAUUUACUUUAGUUUUGGAAAUCAAUAAUGUAAUGAAGUGCUUUAAAACAUUUGAACCCGACCUUAUAUAUAUUAAUAUCUUUGUAGUGACUGAACUUUAUUAAUAAUAAUGAGAUUAAGAGUAUUUCAUUUUAUUUUGAUUUUAAACUGAAUAGAAAGUAUAGAAAGCAUGUCCACGAACAAUUCAUCGGUUAAUAAAUUAGAAAAUUUUAGUCAGUUCUUAUGGACAAGUUCAAUUUUACAUGGAGAAUAUUUACACAGGAGGGAAACAGAAUGGAGUCCACUCAUAUUAAUACCACUUAUUGCUACUGUCGUACUGGUUAUCACAAUUCUUCUUCUAAUGAUCUUCAGACAAAAUCCAACUCUAGUGAUAAGCACUGUAGCUGGUUGUUUGAUUUUCAUAACUGUGUACUUGAUAAUGGUAGCUAUGAAUUCCAGUAGGCAAUAUUUGUAUUAAAAUAGUUGAAAUGUCGUUCAGAACUGGUUUAUAAUCGAGCCAAAUCAUUUUAAAAAAAUACACACAUAUAUUUAUAUUUAUAUCACACAUCAAUUUUAUAUAUUCAUCUAUUGUUAUAACAAAAAAAAGAACCAUUAGAGAAUACAGUGAAUGGAGUAUGGAUAUUUAGACAAAAUUAUUCAAUUAAAUUGAUAAAUCUUUACAAAAACUUUCCAUUAGACUAAUUAAUUGUUGACGAAUAUAACGAAUCAAACGCUAAGAC